GCUUGUUGUUGUAUCGUGUGUCGACUCUCAAAGAUUCAUUCGAUUCGCUUUAUAUACAUACGUUAUUGUUCAAAACAAACAAAUGAAUCGAUUCCCUAUCGGAAAUGACUCCCAACAGCAACUUUGUCUUAUGGAGUUCAGUUAGGGAAAGAAGAAACGGGGCACAAGGAAAGUAGUUUAAUCUAAUGUAACUUAAAGACGAAGAGUGUGUGUGUUUACGCGCGAGUUUUGUAGUGCAGAUGUGUGUGAUUUGAGUGGAUCUGUGAGGUGAACUGAAGCAGGCCCAGAUUAAACACGCGUGACAGUGUGAGUGUGUGUGUAAAAUGUCUCUGGAGGAUUAUGAGAGGCAUUACGCCUCUUUAAACUCAGAGACUGGAUGUGAAUCGGUCAAUGGAAGAUCGACAACAUCUGGAGCUUUCGCUGGAGAAGAGGAGAAACUGCAUUACAUCCCCAUUCGAGUGCUGGGAAAGGGCGCCUUCGGGGAAGCGACUCUCUACAGGCGCACUGAGGAUAACUCUCUGGUGGUGUGGAAGGAGAUCGACCUGAACUGUCUUUCGGAUAAGAAGCGCAGAGACGUGAUGAACGAGAUCAGCAUCCUCUCCAUCCUUCAGCACAACAACAUCAUCGCUUACUUCAACCACUUCAUGGACAAGAACACACUGCUGAUCGAGAUGGAGUACUGCAACGGUGGAAACCUUUAUGACAAGAUUAACCAGCAGAAGGGAGAUCUGUUCAAAGAGGAGGUGGUGGUGUGGUACUUAUAUCAGAUCACCGCAGCUGUGGCUCACAUUCAUAAAGCCGGUAUCCUCCACAGGGACAUCAAAACGCUGAACAUCUUCCUCACUAAAACCAACCUGAUCAAGCUGGGGGAUUAUGGGCUGGCCAAGAAGUUGGACUCGCAGUACUCCAUGGCUGAAACCUGUGUCGGGACCCCGUACUACAUGUCUCCUGAGCUGUGUCAGGGAGUCAAGUACAACUUUAAGUCGGACAUCUGGGCCAUGGGGUGUGUGUUGUUCGAGCUGCUGACCCUCACCAGGACCUUCGAUGCCACGAAUGCCCUGAACCUGUGUGUGAAGAUCGUGCAGGGCAACUGGACCAUGGAGAUCAACUCGGACAUUUACACGCCUGACCUCAUCAAGAUGGUGUACGAGUGUUUAGAUCAGGACCCUGAGAAAAGGCCGACGGCGGAGCAGAUUCUAGAGCGGCCCGUGAUCUCUCGAGUGCGAGCAGAGCUGGAGGACAGGGUUGCGACGCUUAACUCCUCCAUCAGGAAACCCAAGCUGAGCACGCCGACGGAGACGUCGGUGGCGGUGGUGACGACGCGCUCGCGGGAGGUGUAUUUCUGGGGCGGGGGGAAGUUCACCCCGCAGAAGCUGGACAUGUUCAAGGGCGGCAGCAGCGCUCAGCACGUCUGCGCCGGGGAAACACACUUCGCAGUGGUGACCGUCGAGAAGGAGCUGUACACCUGGGCCAGCGUUCAGGGAGGAGCGAAGAUGGUGGGUCAGCUGGGUCACGGGGACCAGGCCUCGUACCGCCAGCCGCGCCGCGUGGAGCGUCUGCAGGGGAAAGCCAUCCGACAGGUGUCCUGCGGGGCCGACUUCACCGCCUGCGUCACCGACGAGGAUCAGAUGUACAUGUUCGGCUCGGACUACUACGGCUGCCUGGGCGUGGAGAACGAGCACGGCAUGGAGGUGCUGGAGCCGGUGCUGCUGCAGUUCUUCCAGGAGCGGCCCGUCCGACAGGUGUCCUGCGGGGACAACCACGUGGUGGCGCUCACCCAGAGCGGGGACAUCUACUCCUGGGGCUGCGGAGAGCACGGUCGACUGGGUUUGGACUGCGAGGAUGACUUCGCCUCUCCAAUGCAAGUGGAGGUUCCUAAAGCCGGGAUCAUCACCUCUGUGUUCUGCGGCAGCGACGGCACCUUCUUCCUCACCGAUUCUGGGAAGGUUUUAGCCUGCGGGAACAACGAGCUCAACAAACUGGGUCUGAACCUAGGCAUCACUGGGAUCAAAAACCACUCGGAAGAGAGUUAUCAGGGGAUCCCGUACACCACCGUACUGUCGCUGGUCAGGCUCCUCUCACGCUUCAAGAUCAUCUUCAUCUCUCCGGGAAAGGCCCACACUGCCGCCAUAGACGAGCGCGGGCGCCUGGUGACCUUCGGCUGUAACAAGUACGGGCAGCUGGGAGUCAAGGACUUCAAGAAGCACCAGGGUGCGAAGCUGCUGGUGGGGCCCUUCGGGGGGAAGGUGGUGUGCAAGGUGUCGUGUGGAGACGGCUUCACCAUCGCCGCCACUGAGGAUAACCAGAUCUUCGCGUGGGGGAACGCGGGGAACGGCCGGCUCGGGAUGCCUCCGGAUAAAGGCUUCGGCUCGGAGGUGUGUCCGGCUCUGCCUCGGCCCAUCUUCGGCUCCUUGCACCACGUGCCGGAUCUGUCCUGCCGGGGCUGGCACACCAUCCUCAUCAUGGAAAAAGUCCUGAACUCCAAAACCAUCCGCUCGAACAGCAGCGGACUGUCCAUCGGAAGUGGCCAGUGCUCGACCGCGUCGGUGGAUCUGGAGACGGGCUCGGCCACAGACUCAGAGCUGCGCGAGGGGAUGCUGGGAGGAACCGCGGAGGCGGAUCUGGGGGAGCGGGGUCUGCAGACGCCCGUCUUCUCCAUCGACAGCCAGACCGGACAGAGCUCCUGCCCCUCGUGGCUGCGCAAGGAGCUGCUGGACGCAGAGUUCAUCCCCUUGCCGAACGAUUCCCGAGACUCCUCCGAGCCGCUGCCGUCCUCCUACCCCGAGAGCCACACACUGCCGUACGAGGAGCUGGACCAGCUCAAAGCCAAGAGCCUGAUGCAGCCGACAGCGUGUGUGGAUUACACACACAGAGUGGAUGAGCGGAUGAACGGCGCAGAGACGGGCCGACCCGAUCAGAGCUGCUGUGGAGCGAGCGUCGAGCUGGCACACCUCAGAGAAACCGUGCACCGGCAGGAAGCUCAAAUCCAGAUGUUACAGAAGCAGUUCAGCGAUCAGCAGAAGGAGAACGAGAGACUGUGGAAGGCCAUCCAGAGCCUCAGUCGGAGCCAUGAAGAAGAGUGAGAGUCCCAUCAUGCCUCAGUCAUUAGCGAUCAGUGCUGCGGUGAGUGUGAUCACGGACAGGACCCUGCUGCUAAUGCCAAGCCAAAUCUGGUAGUUCAUCGUCAGACGAUCCUCCAGGAUAAAUAUAAGGAAAGUGUCAUAAACCGUUGGGCUCAGUCGUCGAGACGUGGGUUUUUACUCUGAAUGCUUUUAUAUUGAACAUUUCGUUUUCAAAGAAGCUCUUUUAUGUCAGAGAUGAAACUGUUAACUCUUUCCCCACCGGCAUUUUUGAUCAUUUUCACGAAAUGUUCACGGCCCCCACGGAUAUUUGGUUGCAUGAAUAUCUGAACAUGCAAACUAUCAAAAGAAAGAACAGAGGCUCAACAUUUUAUUCUAGCUUCAUGCUUGCUUUUUUAUCAACACUUCAAUGUGGGUUUCUUUAAAAAGCAACAUUUUGAACAAAAUUUUUUGUCGAAUUUUACAAUGUGCGUCUUCUAUCGCUUGUUUCUGCUUCUUCUUCAGCUGUUGUAAUCCGGAGGUUCAGAACUCUUUCAGAUGAUGUGCAAUAUCGCCCCCUACUGUAUUACAGUGAAAAAACGUGUAUGGCUGGAAAAUUGUCAAUGGCGGGGAAAGAGUUAAACUCUAUGGCCUGGUUUCACAGACAGGGUUUAGAUUAAGUCAGGAUUAGGCCUUAGUUCAAUCAGGACAUUUAGAUUUUAUUAAUGUGCCUUAGAUGAGAUCUGUGGUGAAAAUCCAGCUUUUAAUGUGUGUAUGUGGUGUUUUUAAUAUUUUUUUUUAUGUGUAAAGUCAUAAGUCGACAACAUUGCUGAGUAUUUUCCGCUUAACCCUUUAAAGUCUACGGGGUUUUAAGUCCACCUGGCACUAUGUUGAUAUUUUGGCUUCUUUAAUGGUCACAUUUCAUAGCAGAGUAAACAGACACAUAUUUCUGGAUUCUCUAGAUAUUAUAUCAUAGUAUUAUAUGCACAGAGUAAAUACAAUGUACGGAUACAGAUAAAUAGCACAGGCCUUAGAUGAGGCUUACUGCACCAAAACUAAAAUAAAAUCUCCCUAAAAAACAUUACAAUAAAAUAGACAAGCAGAGUAAACUAAAUAGCUUAUAAAUGACAUGCGGCCAAAACGUGCACAUUGCUUGAUUACUGCUCCGUUAUUUCUGAAAAGGUCAAAUAUAAUGAUUUUAUUAAAAAACGAUACAAUAUAUAGAUUUCAUACUUACUCCUCAAAUGGAUCGUCUUCCUCCAAGUCAAACCGAUCUGGAUCAGAUCCGUUUUCACUCUCGUCGCUGUCGGCAAAAAGCAUUUCAGUAAGUUGCUCGGCAGAGAAUCUCCGUUGUGCCGUGCGUGUUUUCUUUGAAAAUAAUCUUGCCAAGUGCAAAUAAGCGUAUCUGAUAGCUCCAAAUGUGCGCGUCCAAAGAUUGCGAAACAAUUCGGUAAUCACACGUGAAGUUGAUUCCAAACCCCUCCCCUUUUUACGUUCCUACAACAUCUGACAACGUCAUUUUUUUUGUUUUUGGUCUGUGAUUGGUUCACACAUCAACAGCAUUUUAUAUCAUUAGACAGAAAUGCAAUAGAUUUGCACUAAAAUACAGAAGGCUUAUAACUUGCGGAUGUCAGCUUUCUCAUAUAAAUAAAAAAUAAGGUAAUACCUUAAUCCAUUCCAAAGUUAUUAAUAGAUAUGUCAGGGAUGAGCACUUCGACUUUACUGCAGUGAACCAAA
Pimephales promelas (fathead minnow) is the source of this 4796-nucleotide messenger RNA. The record is from RefSeq and is a predicted model, not a curated record. NCBI's taxonomy places the organism in Eukaryota, Metazoa, Chordata, Actinopteri, Cypriniformes, Leuciscidae.